UAAAAGAAUAGUAAUUUGCUUACGACUGUUCAGUUUUGAUUUUUCUGUCAUAGAGUGAAAAAAGAAGCAAGUGGAAAUAAGAUCUAGUGAGGAAAAAAAUGAAGACUCCCAUAUUAUUAGUGCUAUGUGCUCUUUGUGGACUAGCUAUUAGUGUGCCCACUUGUAAUUACAGUACAAUAGGCACAACAUAUGUUUGCUUCAUGAACAGUUCCAUUGCUGCGGCAACUGACACAAUCGGAGGAACUAUUGAAGCUGGAAAAUCAGAAACAGACGUAAAACGAGUAACGACACUAGAUGCAGCUAAUAAAGAUUUGAUUAAACUGGUUUUAAACAAAUUUGCAAGCUUAGAGGCACUUCAAAUACAAAAAGGAGGUGUCGCCAGUAUCGACGUAACAGACUUUCCAUCUGGAAAAUGUGGAGCACUAAAACAACUACAAAUUUGGAACGGACAAAUUAAUGCAAUUGGAGCACAGGAUACAAAUAUUUUUGGAGCCUGUUCUUUGAUAGAAGAAAUCGACUUAACAGGAAAUCAAUUGGCUAAACUUCAUUCUGGAUCGCUGCCAACAACUUUGAAAAAGUUAAUCUUAACAAACAACUUAAUCAAUCCAAAUUACCAAACAUCAUCAUUUUUUGGAUCAACAACUUCAUUACCAGGUUUAACUCAUUUAAGUCUAUCGGGAAACAAAAUAUCUACCCUUUCAUUAGUUAAUCUUCCAUCUGAAAUUUUAACUCAUCUCGACUUUUCCAAUAACUUAUUGGCUGAAUUUCCUUUAGUAAACUUACAGAAAAGCACCAAGCUUGUAAGUUUCUACUUAAAUGGAAAUAAAUUAACAUCUAUACCUGAAACAUUAGUUAGUUCAAUGCCUGAUCUAAUAGAAUUAAAACUUGGCUCAAAUCUCAUAACAACAAUUCAUCAAGAUGCCUUCAAAUUAAACACAAAAUUAACAUCAUUGGAUAUUAGUGCUAAUCCUCUUAAAACCUUGAAUGAUGCGGUUUUAAAAAAUAUAUUAACUCUCACGUCACUUGACAUCCACGACAUUCAAUUAGAAUCAGCAAGCUUUACACCUUUAAAAACUGUCUUAGAAGCACUGGCAAAUCUUCAAAAACUUGACAUCAGCAGUAACUCAGUUGGUGCUAUUGACACACUAUUUAUCAAAAAUGUCAAUCUACUGGAUUUAAGCAUCAGCAGCAUGAAGUUGAACCAAUUUACAAAUGAAACAUUCAGCACACUGGUAAAGUUACAAAAUUUGACAUUCAGCAACAACGAAAUUGUUGAAAUUCCUGAUAAACUUUUUGAGAAGACAACGGAAAUGAAAAGAUUAAUUGCACGAGAAAAUAAAGUUGCGAUUUUAAAAGCUUCAACAUUUGCAACCAUGAAGAAUUUGGAAGUUUUGGACUUUACAAGCAAUAAAAUCAACAAAAUUGAAAAAACAUUCUUCGAUCAGUUUACUGGCUUAAAAGAAGUAAGAUUCGCUUCUAACGAGUGCAUCAAUGAAGAUUUCGUGCCAUUUUAUAAAAAUGACACUGCAACAAUGGCAAAAUUCCAGAAAUGCUUUGACAACUACAACUCGGCACGUUCUAUUGUUAUUUCUAAUAUUUUAUUGGUGUUUGUUGCCGCAGUUUUUAAGUUUAUGUAAUUUACUUUGCGAUAAAAAUUCAUAUUAAAUUAUAAAAUAAUAAUCAGUUGAUAAGUUUAUUAUGAAUAAAUAAAGAUUUAAGUAAAAAGAAACAUAAAUAAAUACACCGUAAUAAAUAAA
Molecule: messenger RNA, 1757 nt
Organism: Chironomus riparius
Lineage: Eukaryota; Metazoa; Arthropoda; Insecta; Diptera; Chironomidae
Source: the annotation of a GenBank genome assembly